AAAACUUCAGUGCUGCCAAAUUAAUAACAAAAAUUAAAUGUUUUGCUCCAAGUUUUGCACAAAAAAAUUUCAAGAAAAACUUUCAAUUAAUUUAGUAUCAAUGUUAAAUAAAAUAUCUAGUUCUUCUAUGAACCUCAAACAAUUUUUAGUCCGACAGCAAGUAAUAACACUCUACAGGAAUAUUUUAAGGACUAUCAGAAAAAUACCUGCAAAAGAAGACCAAAAUUAUUUUCUUGACUGGGCCAGAUCCGAGUUCAAAGCUAAUAAAAGUAUAACUGAUGAGUUUGCAAUAAAGUCUCUGAUAGUCCACGGAGAAAAUUCGAUGAAGGAGCUGGAAAAAAAUUUAAACUAUUCGAAAGCACGUAAUAAUCAAAGCGAUUGAAUUUCGUGCGCUUUUUUGUCUGACUAUCGACCUGAGAGUGCUUUGAACAAGAGAUUCGAUUAUGUAUUGA
This is a messenger RNA of Cotesia glomerata, 452 nucleotides long. RefSeq names its product LYR motif-containing protein 2. The transcript has 4 exons. The record is from RefSeq and is a predicted model, not a curated record. Lineage: Eukaryota; Metazoa; Arthropoda; Insecta; Hymenoptera; Braconidae. Gene Ontology annotation, cellular component: mitochondrion. The coding region runs from base 38 to 382 and encodes 114 amino acids.